Caenorhabditis remanei is the source of this 309-nucleotide messenger RNA. RefSeq lists its product as uncharacterized. The transcript has 2 exons. The record is from RefSeq and is a predicted model, not a curated record. Bases 1 to 309 code for a protein of 102 amino acids. Lineage: Eukaryota; Metazoa; Nematoda; Chromadorea; Rhabditida; Rhabditidae. Gene Ontology annotation, molecular function: G protein-coupled peptide receptor activity.
AUGGCGUCCGAAUAUAAGUGUACCCAAUUUACUGAAGCAUUACCAGAACCUGGUACCAAUGAAGCUGAAAACAGUGCUGUAUCUAUAUUCAUUACUACUAUAGUUCAAUCCUACCGUCCAUAUCAUUAUUAUUUACUUACCCCUAUAGUUGUUUUUGCUAUAUUUGCAAAUAUUCUCAUUGUGGUAGUUCUUUCUCAUAAAGAAAUGAGAAACUCUGGAGUUAACAUCACCAUGAUGCUAAUUGCUUUGUGCGAUUUCGGGUGCUCAUUGACAGGAGUCACUCAGCUUUUUCUCGGAACUUCUAUGUAA